AUGUCACUCUUCAGGGGAACAUCGGUCACCGUCUGCACCUCACCUCCUCGAUCCUCAUCUCCUAAGAUGACAUCUGAAUCAAACUUAUAUCCGAAAAUGGGCGCAUGGAAGGAGAUCAGACCUCGGCUUUUGCCAGCUGUGAUCACCAUGGCUCUCCUCCUUCAGGUUCUUUUCUUGGGGAACAUGUGCUAUCUUUAUGCAACACAGUUCCGAAGUACCACCCGUUAUCACAACUUCAAUGUGCUUUAUGUUGACUAUGAUGGCGGUAUCAUUGGAAAGUCCGUGUCAGACGCCUACCAACAAUUACGCGGAGAUGGAUUCCCAACCUUGAAGUCGGAACCUUCUAAUGAAUAUCCCCAACCAGAGGAUAUUCGAGAAGCCGUAUGCCGCGGUGACUACUGGGGGGCUGUCUAUACCACUGAGGGUGGAUCAGCUGGUCUGGCGUCGGCGCUGGUAAACGCGUCCAGCCCGCCGAACUUGCUCACUUAUAUCUGGAACGGGGUGAGAUACCCGGUUUUCUCACAGGCCGCGGUAUACUCCAACAUGUUGAAAUUGAUUGAAACCACAAGGUCAACAUACUACGCCAACAACGGAUCUUCAGUGGCCACCUCCGCCGACCUCUCUAAUGCAGCCACCCUUCAAGCGUUCCUUAACCCCAUCCAUGCCGAAGAAAUCAACAUCAAGGAUACGGAACAAGGUACAAGAGUCUUCUACAACACAGUAUCCAUGGUGAUGCCGAUCCUCCAACAGUUCUUUUUCAUGUUGGCCCUGAACGGGAUCUCAACACAUUUUGGCGCAUUCACCAAAUUGUCCUGGAAAACCAAUGGCCUGAUUCGCGUCAUAGCCUCCAUCCUCUACACCCUCACGGGAUCGCUGUUAAUGACCGGGUAUAUAUGGGCAUUCAGGGAGUCCUGGGGACAGCAAGGAAGUCGGUUUGUGCUUACUUGGGUCAUUAUGUGGCUUCUGAUGCACAUCAACUUCCUGUUUUUCGACAUCACGACUGCUUUCAUCCCGAUUCAGUUCAUGCCGUUUAUUGUUUUGACAUGGAUCAUUCUGAAUGUUGCCAGCACCAUCAGCCCAUUUGAGCUGAAUCCCGGAUUCUUCCGUUGGGCCUACGCUCUUCCCUCCCAUGAGGCAUACCAGGUCCUGAUCCAGAUCUGGUCUGGUGGGUGCAAUAAUCGGCUCUACCGUACGCUCCCUAUAAUGUUCUCGUGGUGGAUUGUUGGUGUCCCCGUUGCAGUUUAUGCAAUGCAACAUCGGUGCAAAGCUGCUGUGGCCGCCCAGGAAGCCUUGGAUCGUGCGGGCCUGGAAAACCAGUCCGAAAAAAAUGCGAGAACGAACGAGACGGUGACGCAAGUUGGUAGCUCACGUCAAUUGGACCAAAUUGGGGACUCAGUCGAGGCUCUUCCUCGUCAUGUUGCCUGA
This is a messenger RNA of Penicillium egyptiacum, 1425 nucleotides long. The record is from the annotation of a GenBank genome assembly. Lineage: Eukaryota; Fungi; Ascomycota; Eurotiomycetes; Eurotiales; Aspergillaceae.